AUGCCCUCCAUCCUUCAACCCAUUAUCGCCAAACAACCACACCCAUUAAUCCUCAAGUCAACUCAUCGCUCCGCAUCCACCACCUCCCUCGAAGCUCACUCCAUCCUCACCACCCUCCUCCAAACCCACAAAUCCGCACCCCCAACAAUCCGCACCCAGACCCUCGACCCAAACCAGCUCCAAAAACUCAACCUCACUCUCUCCCGUCCCUCCUCCCACAUACUCCCAAAUCCCUCUAUCUUGAUUCCCCCAGGCUACCACCAGAUCUACUUCACCCCCGCCAUAUCCCCCCAGGAUCUCGGUCCCGACGGCGCAGACAUCUCUUACAACCCUCCACCCCCGUUCACUCGGAGGAUGUGGGCUGGUGGGCACAUUUCGUGGAAUCAGGAGAAUCUACUCAGGGUGGGAGAGAAGGUACGAGAGAGCACGCGGCUCAUCUCAGCGGCAGCGAAGAGGGGACGGGGCGGGGAAGAAAUGUUGGUUGUGGGUGUGGAGAAGGUGUUCGAGAAUGCGGAGGGGUGGGGGUUGGUGGACAAACGGGACUGGAUCUUCAGGCGGCCGUUGUCUGAAGAGCAGAAAGUUAGUGGGGUGAGCCAGGGUGUGGUGGGCCGGGGAGAGGAGGUGUCGUUGCCGGAAGCUGGGGAGGGGGUGAAGCAGAGGGAUUUUCUCCAGACGCCGGUGUCGUUGUUCAGGUUUUCGGCGUUGACUUUUAACGCACAUAUGAUACAUUAUUCGCGGGAGUGGUGUAGGGAGGUCGAGGGGCAUAGGGACUGUGUCGUGCAUGGACCUUUGAACUUGCUGCUCAUGUUGGAUUUGUGGAGAGAUGGGAGAGCGCGAAGGGAGGAUCAUGUGAUGGUACCCAAGAGCAUUAAGUAUAGAGCUACGGCUCCGUUUUAUGUGGGUGAGAAAUACAGGGGGCUGCUUGAACCGACAAGCGAGGGGAAGGCCAGCGUGAAGCUAUGGGGGAGAGAUGGGGACGGAGGAGUGAGAGUUGGUAUGAUUGGGGAGAUUGUGGAAUAA
Bacidia gigantensis is the source of this 1020-nucleotide messenger RNA. RefSeq lists its product as uncharacterized. Gene Ontology annotation, cellular component: mitochondrion. The record is from RefSeq and is a predicted model, not a curated record. Lineage: Eukaryota; Fungi; Ascomycota; Lecanoromycetes; Lecanorales; Ramalinaceae. The transcript has a single exon. The coding region runs from base 1 to 1020 and encodes 339 amino acids. Gene Ontology annotation, molecular function: (3R)-hydroxyacyl-[acyl-carrier-protein] dehydratase activity.